Protopolystoma xenopodis is the source of this 309-nucleotide messenger RNA. The record is from the annotation of a GenBank genome assembly. NCBI's taxonomy places the organism in Eukaryota, Metazoa, Platyhelminthes, Monogenea, Polystomatidea, Polystomatidae.
AUGGCACGAAUUGCUUCAUAUCUGGAUCAGUUGAAUCCCCAUGUACCCACAACACAUUUCAAUUUCCGCUAUUUCGAGGUGGAUUUGGGCGACGGGAAGACGAUGUGGUGGUUCGGUGGUGGCAGCGAUCUGACACCUUAUUUUCUUAAUGACGAGGAUGCGCACCACUUCCAUUCUGAGCUCAAGAAGGCUUGCGAUCGUCACCAGCCCGGAUGGUACGAAAGGUUUAAACAACAGUGUGACGACUACUUUAUAAUUAAGCAUCGUAGUGAGUUAUACACCCUUUGCACCUUUCAAUUCUUUUUGUAA